Molecule: messenger RNA, 2034 nt
Organism: Meyerozyma guilliermondii ATCC 6260
Lineage: Eukaryota; Fungi; Ascomycota; Pichiomycetes; Serinales; Debaryomycetaceae
Gene: SOK1
Product: Sok1p
Exons: 1
Coding region: 1-2034 (677 amino acids)
Source: RefSeq, a predicted model, not a curated record
AUGAAUUCACAGGUCAAUAACCAAAACGAAAAGCAAGAAAUGCUCCAGGAGGACCAGUUUCGCAACGUGUUCUUUGACUCAUCGAAACGCACUUUUUCCACCCUGUCGCCUUCCGAUACGAAACGGGCUCGUCUAGAAGCCCCUGCUCCGUCGCUGAAGGCACCACCGGCUGUGGAUGUUGCUGCCGCGUCAUCUCCAUCAACAGUGCUGUCGCCAACCACCGCCACCGGUCCCCGCAAGCGCCCUCAUUCCCGUAAUCCUUCGCAGCACGACUUACCCAUUUUGCGCAAGUCGUCCGGAAAACUCCCCACUGCAUCUUCGACCGCCAAGUCCAAGGCUCCCAAAUUCAUAAGGAGAUUCCGCUCGCGGUCGCUCCCCAUCAUCGCUUAUAACGGUUCGGCCUCCACUGGUGUGACCUCAGAUGGCGCGCCACCGGCACUUUCUCGUGGCAUUUUCAACACUCGAUUCAUUACGAAUGGUGUACCUUCCGCCGGCACGGCAGCAGCUGCAUCCAUUGGCUCUGCCCGCGCUGCUGCCGCGGUCUCCUCGUCAUCUUCAGCAUCUGUUUCGGUUGUCCCUCCACUUCCACCAAUCAACCUUCAAAGUCUUAAGGAGAUAGAUCUUCAUGAAAUUCUUAAAAAUCCGCAACUCCGUCACGACAUAUUAUUUGAUCCCCAACUCCAGUUCCGCCCCAACUUGGAUGGUGAGCGUGGAAAGAGAAAGAAGACCAUCAUCGACAAAUACUGGAAUGAAAUCCAAAAGGAAUGCAGCCAGUUUUUUGUUCCUUCAGACUCCAAGUCCGCAUCGCCCCGCUCUAUUUCGCGUCUCCCACUUCUUUUUGCUACCCUCAGAGACAUUCUUCUCCUGCUUUUGCCUUACAAGGACCGCCAGUCUGUCAAUGACGUGAUGGAUAUCGACCUCUUAAUCCAACAAUUGUCGCAUGGGUCGUUUGACUUCGUUUCCAUGGCAAGAUGGCUUGGUGAAGUAUUCAAGUCUCACUGUGCUCCAAUGAGAGAUGUAUGGGUUGCCGAGAUGAUCAACCGUUUUGUCACUUCAUCUGAAACAGGAAGUGUUGACAAAUUGGUACAGGGCUUGCGUAUGAUUUUCCAAAUCUUAGAAGCCAUGAAGUUGGACGUUGCUAAUCAUCAGAUAAGAAUAUUGCGUCCUAUCUUGAUCGAGACCGCAGUUGAUUUCGAAAAGGACUAUUUCAGUCAGCUUAUUCAGCAUGCAAAGAUCGAUAUUAACGACUCAUUGCGUUGGUUUUACAAGUCGUAUCUCAAAAACAAGGCAAAUUUGGGACCAUAUUUCGAUUCCGCGGUGUCCAAGACUGAUGACAAAAACUUAAAGUUGGUUGCUGUCGCGGGACUCAUCAAUUUACUUUCGUGCCGUAACAUGGCUACCGACUUCCCCUCCACCUUGGCAUUCGACCACACUAGGUUGAUUCUUCUUAGAGCGGAUAUUAGGCAACUUGUUUGUGUUCAGUUGUGCGUAAUAUUAUACAAACAACUUGUUUUCAACAAUUACCAGAAUGUUAGCGAGAGAAAUCAAUACUUGCAACCCAACGUGAUUCAAAAGAUUCAGGAAGAAGUGUUAGCAAUUGUUACUGACGAUAAUGGCAAUGUUAAAUGGACAAGAAAUGUCAACGCUAUUGCUAUUCAGUUAACUAAGAAUGUUGUUACACCAAUCAACCCAACUUCCACUCAGAACACGGGUCCAUUGCCUCAAUCUAUGAUUGAGUUUGGUUGUGGUUGGUUGAUGAAACAAAUUCAACCUGGGUCUGAUGUCUACGGCUUAAUGGAGGAGAAGAUUUUCAAAGAGGUUUUGACUGACGUUAACAGCACGUUAAAGAAAUUCGACAUGGAUUCAAAGGUAUCAUUGAACGACAGCAAAAAUGACAACUUUACUAACAAGGCUAAGAAUGCAGGUACCGAAAUGCUGAAUAUUGCACAUCGAAUCGCCACAUUGGUCAGGUUCCAUUGGAGUGUGUUUGGCUCCCACUAUCGCGAGUAUCUUAAUGGCAUAGAAGCCAAUUGA